Dermacentor silvarum is the source of this 13991-nucleotide messenger RNA. It is a transcript of the gene RhoBTB, whose product is annotated as rho-related BTB domain-containing protein 2. The transcript is spliced from 15 exons. Bases 249 to 3092 code for a protein of 947 amino acids. Lineage: Eukaryota; Metazoa; Arthropoda; Arachnida; Ixodida; Ixodidae. The record is from RefSeq and is a predicted model, not a curated record. Gene Ontology annotation, molecular function: GTPase activity; GTP binding; protein binding. Gene Ontology annotation, biological process: small GTPase-mediated signal transduction.
GUUCUCGCCACUCUUCUGCGGACACUACUAUGGGCAGUUCACGGAGUAUAAAUGAAGCGAUGUUGCUGCUGCAUGGUUGCGCUGCCGGUUAAGUGCACCGCCUGUGCGGCUGCACUGCAACAGCGGCGUUAUCGCCACCGCCGGGUCCCCCCGCGGAAGGUCAGCGGCUACAUUUCUGGCUCGAGUCACCGUUUAGACUGGUUCGGUUACGUUGCCCCUCUCCGACGACGUCAUCUGGUGGCGAAGCGAUGUCGCAGCUAAGCGGACAUGGACGGAGCACUCGGGAAAGCGCGCCGCUUGCGCCAGCAACGCUCGUCACCCCCCGACCGCACCGCGAUGGGCAGCGCUGCUCGAGGAACGAGGCGGUCCCUCGUGCGGCAGCCUGGUCGGCCGAUAGCGCGGCGUUUGCUGCGUUCUUGUGUAGCGUGCCUUGUCUGUCGCCCAGCCGUGUCGCUUUCUGUUUCGAGACCCUCCUCGCCACCACCCGGAAAAAAAGAGGGAACGCGCGGGGGGCAUUGGCGCCGGCGGAAGAACCGGCCGCGUCCCCCGCCGUUGUGCUUGUGUUGUCACUGCUCGGUUCACCCGAGUCCACUCCGUGGUGGAUUGCUGAAAGGACGCUGGGUGCGUUCUGCGCCCCACCGCCACCGACAAGCCUCGCAACUUGGCGGGAGGAUUCAUGGCCGUCCAUGAUGAACAAUGAGCAGCCCAACCAGGAGCUCGUCAAGUGUGUCGUCGUGGGCGACACGGCGGUGGGCAAGACGCGGCUCAUCUGUGCCCGUGCCUGCGACACGCGCGUCACACUGUCCCAGCUGCUCACCACACACAUCCCGACUGUGUGGGCCAUCGAUCAGUACCGCAUCUACAAGGAGGUCCUGGAACGUUCCCUGGAGGUGGUUGACAGCGUGAAUGUGUCCCUGAGGCUGUGGGACACCUUCGGCGACCACGACAAGGACCGCCGGUUCGCCUACGGAAGGUCAGAUGUGGUGCUGCUGUGCUUCUCAAUUGCGAAUCCGGUGUCUCUGCGCAACUGCAAGGUGGUCUGGUACCCAGAGAUCCGUCAGUACUGCCCUAACACACCCAUUAUUCUGGUUGGCUGCAAGAAUGACCUUCGCUACAUGUACCGGGAUGAGGCCUAUCUGUCUCUCUGCCGUGACCGCAGUCCCUUCUUCAGGGGGCACCAUCCCUGCGUGUCUUGCAGGUUUCCAGAGUUUGGAAGGCCUCUCAGGGAGAGCGACCUAUUGCGACCAGAGCAGGGGCGCCUUCUUGCCAAAGAGAUUGGUGCUGCAUACUAUGAAACAAGUGUUCUUACCAACUUUGGUGUAGCUGAAGUUUUCAGCAACGUUAUCAGGGCAGCUCUGCUGGCCAGGAAGCAGCAGCGCUUCUGGAUGACCAAUCUCAAGCAUGUGCAGCACCCAGCAAUUCAGGUGCCCUUCUGCCCACCCAAGCCUGUGGCACCUGUAGUCUCAGUGCCAGCCAGCCAGUUUCUGGAGCACAUGCAAGCACUGUUCCAGGGUCAGGUAUACACAGAUGUGCUCUUCUUUGCGGGCAAGGAAAGUCUACCUGGCCACCGCUGGUUUUUGGCAGCGGCCUGCCAAGCCUUCCGCGAGCUCUUCUCUGCUAUUGACCCAAACAGCGAGUAUAGCCCGCUGGCUGGCCGCAGCUCCAGUGACACCAGCAUGGUCAGUGCCGUGGAGGUCUCCCAAGGAAGUGCCAACACAGAUGCAGAGCAGAUGCCAAGUGCGGACACAGAGGUGGCAGGCAGUCACUCAUCGCUGAGCGCCUCACUCCAGACAACGUCUCAAAGCAGCGAGACAACAGAAAGCUCUGGACUUGUUCAUCACCGCACAAGUUGUGAGGUCAACUCUGAGGCCAGCACAAGUGGUGUAGACACGUGGCUUGGUUCGCGACCCAGUGUACACUUCCCAGCUUUCUCAGCUGUUGGCGUGGAGCAAGACGAAGUGCUGGACCAUCGAGGGCGGCUUUCACCAUCUGCACAAGCUGUAGUAGACGUUUCCAAGGCUAUCACUCCAGCUGCCAUGCUGCAGUGCAUCAGGUAUUUGUAUACAGGAGAAAUUGACACUACGAACUGCCCAAUUUCAGAAAUUCAGGAUGCUGCAGAUUUAAUUUCUGUCCCAGAUUUGCAGGUAUACCUCACCAGCAUUCAGAAGCAAGACUCUUUGAAAAACCCUUCAGUGGACACAAAAUUUUUGGAUAAGCUGAAGCUGCAGUUAAAAGAAGUCUGCUUGGAUAAAAGUCUGUAUGCAGAUGUACUCUUUCGGCUGGAUGAUGGCUUCUGCUCAGCCCAUCGGCCGUUACUGAUGGCACGGUGUGAAAUGAUGGCAGCCAUGUUCAGUGGAGACUUCCGUGAAAGUUCUGCCAAAGUGGUGCACUUCCCAGGUGUCAGCUGUAAGUGCUUCCGACAUCUGUUGACAUACCUGUACCAGGACUCACUGUGCAGUGAAGUGAAUGCCAGCAACUGUCUCGAGCUUGUCAAGCUUGCUGACCAGCUUUGUUUGCCACGGUUGGUGGCACUCAUUGAAGAACGAGUUGUCCAAGAGCUCAGUGAUACCGACCGAUAUGCUGGUGCCAAGGAGGAACCUACAUUACAAAAACAUGCCAGCAACGUCUGUAAAAAGGCUAGUGAGUCCUUGGAGAGGAAUGGAGAAGCACAGUCAAAGAAGCCCCUUGGCUCUUCUGAAAGGCUGACCAACUCCCCAGAGAGAGCUGGUGAUGACUCUCAGAAAGUGGCUGGUGGCUCCAAGGAUGUUAUGGAUGUCUCUGAGGUGGCUUUGCAGCUCCUGGAGCCUUGCCAGAUUCACAAUGCGGACCAGCUGGCUGACUGGUGCCUGUACCGAAUUGCCACCACUUACAAGAAGGUAUUGCAGAACAACCUGAAGCGGCUGCGUAACCUGCAUCCUCAAAACCAGGCCUACUUAAACCGAAACCGCUGGCCUCCAGCAUGGUACAUCAAGGAAGAUGAGUUCUACCAGCGAACCAUCCGAGAACAGAGCAACAAUGAGAGACCAGCCAAGAAGAUCUGCUUUGGCCCGUUUUCCUUCAAAGGGUCCAAGGUUCCGAAACGCCAGGCCUAGCCUCUGAGAGAAGUGCAGCCCAUGCUGUGCCAUCUGUGAAAAAGAAGCACGCCGAUCACCAAAGCACCCAAUGCCACUGAAGGUUUUUGCCCGGCAGUGCCUGUCUGCAGCCUUUGCUGCAAAGCUGCCACUUCAGCGGCUCCCUUUCCCCACAAGCUCCACACUCACUAUGGCAGUGCUGGUCUCACUGCUUCUCAUUGGAGCUGUGCAAGGAACCACGCUGUGGGGCCCAAGCAAUAUCCUCACUUCCUGCUAAGGCUCUCAAGAGGUGCCUCACAGCUACAUUUCCAAAGCCUGUACAUACUGCAGCCAUGUGCUUUUUAAAUUGUUUGUUGUUUUUUCUUCUCUGCUGUGUUUUGAAGCUGUGUUUCAAAUGUGUGUGGUUGUUUCAUUUUCACCCAUCAAAUGUGCUGUGCAGGGUGCCAGCUUAUUUAAUUCAAGGGAGUCAUGUUCAUCUGCUUCAAUAAACACUCCUGAUCUCGAAGAAGCAGUGAUCGGUAGUAAGAAAGAAAAGGAAGAAAGCAAAGCACUUAAUGACUGCCAUUUGUACAUAUGAUGUAGGUUGGUCGAAUUUGACGAUAGCCAUCCGGGAUGCCCCACACUGCCUCUCAUCUGGCAAGGUGCAGAUGAAUGGAGCAAAACAACUUUGAGUACAGGACUUUGCAUAACAUCACAAAUGAAUGCCUCAGCUCAUUCUGUGUAACAAUCGCCUGAAGAUUGUUAAAGGUUACUCUGUUCCAGGCUUUCGGGACUGCAGCCAAGGAUAGGCACUUGAAUGAGAUACAAAUCAGUUUUCAAACUCCAGAGUAAACAUACUUGAAAACAAAAUAAGCGAGAUGGGGACAGCACUGACUUCCAAAUGAUUUUUUUUUUACACUUUUACCAUGCGUUUUAAUAAGGAACUUAAAUAAUUCCUAAAAACAGUGUUGUAGGGAUAAAGCGGCCAUUUCUUCAGUGGCGUAUUUGUCUCAUAGGCAGAUAUCAGAAAUUUUACAAAGAAUCGCUUAUUAACUGUUUCAAGAAAUAACUAAUGUAUGUUGAACUCAUGAACGUUUUUGUUUAUUUUUAAUUUCAACUAAUUACUUUACAAAACAUGUUGCAAUUGUGGAAUUGAAGCUGGUCAUUACUUAAGGCGCAAGUUUGCUUAGUGUGUAUCCGGAGUUCUGCUGCUGAGCAUGAGGCUGAGAGUUGAAUUUCUGGCCAUGACAGACAUGCUCUCGUGAAUGUGGAAUCUAAAAAUUAAUGCUUGCAUACCAAACAUUGGUAUACGUUAACCCAUUGGCUAUCAAACAUGAAUGCCACGGGGCCCUCCGCACUGGUUUUGUUUUCGGCUUACAGGUGUUAUGCAACCUUCCGCUGGGUACUAAAUGAUAAAAAUGUAAGAAAUCUAACAUCUGCUGUCGUAGACAAGUAGUGCCAUCUAUUUACAACAUUUUUAAUCAUGUAUAGCAUUUAUUGCCCGUCGCGCCAUCUAUUAAUAAACUUUUAAACCAAGAAUUUCUCCAGCCUGCAGCCUGGUGAAUCGCUGGCUUGUGGGCGCUGUUGUGGGCAUGGCGGUUCACCGGCUUUGGUAGCCAAUGGGUUAAAGGGCAACUUCUUCAGCAGCUUUUUUCAGCAUAUCGGAGAAUUGUUUUUUUAGAUUCAUCUGUGCCUCCUGUAGGAUGGUUGAGUUCUUAGAAAAUGCACAAAUAUUUUAAAUAAGCAAGAAACAACCAUACUGAAACUAAGCUGUAAGAGGCAGCCUAGCGAGGUGCUUUUCAUGAUGUUGGUGGUGAUGUUAGAGCAGGCAUGUGCCAGGAACAGGGGCGCUAGAAGCAACAAUCUUGAGGCAAUGAGUUGAACUACAAAAGUGCUAAACAUCCUUUGUGCCACAUGAUUUUUCUUGGCAAAAAAUAAUUUUAAAAAGACUGCUUUAUCAAGGUCGUGUUGCUACCAAAACUUUUACACCAGCAGACAAGUUUCACACUGUUGUAUCACGACAAUACGAGUCCUCCACACAUCAGACAGGUUCACUUGAUGUCGGCAACAGUGCUGCUGCUUUUGUAUCACUGUCACUACUAGCAAGCACAGGGUGACCAGUUGAAAUCACCCAUUUGAAGGUAGGGAUCACAACUACGUACACCGGUCUUUCAAAUUAACUUGCGGAAAAGCCACACACCUCUCAGUUGCACCAUUUGGGAUAUGUGACCAAAGUGCCCAGGAGAAUAUAUAUGGUGCAUACUUUAAAAUCUACAGACCUAAAAUAAAUGCUAGAAUUGCUCUAUAAUGUACACCCUGGUGGUCAAAAUUAAUCCAGAGGCCUGCACUGCAGCCUCUCUCGUAGCCAUUGUUUCUUUGGAAUAUCAAACCCUCUCAGCAAUUCUCCCAGAAUGUCUCGACAAAACAGAGUGCAACACUGAUGCAUUGCAUUUAUGACAUACUUUGGAAAUCUCAAAAUAUCUUAAAAGUGGUGGUAAAUUUAGGAUGCUUAAGUUAACAUGCCUGGAGCACUGACAGGCUUUUAUUUUGCAGUUGUAACAUGUUAAAAAUACAAAGUAAUUAAAAAGUUACUUAGAGAAUUUUACUUACUUCAAGAGUUCAUGCUUGAUUAGCACACAAUAUUUGAUGUCUACCAGCAUGGAUUAUGUUAGAAAAAAAAUUAUCCUUACUGCAUGGUUAAAAAAAAAAAAAUUAUGGAAGCCUUCACUGAAACACCUGGAGUUGCUGGCAUAGAUUCUUUUACCUGUGGGUAAAUUUACCGAUAGUUAAAAAGCUUUGCAUUAGUGCCACUUUGUGACUUGGCAACUUGCUGUGCAGCAACUUACUCUGGCUUAUGUGAAGUAGAAGUAGUUUUGUUGUAUUAGGAAGGGGAAGAAGGAGGUAGGAAGCAUAGGGCUGCGGGCAUUAUAACUGUCUUUUUUGCUGUUACUAAAUUUACUUGUGGGUAAGGUGCUUCAUGAAAGCAGCAGCUGGUAUAUUACAAGUGCUGUGACACAGACAUUGUCCACAUUGUAGCACCAUUUAAGAUAAUCCCUAUAUCUUAGUAAGGACAACCAAAGGGACAUUGACUAGGGUCAUCAGAUGAAUUCGGGCCAACCAGCAUCAUUAUUAUCAUCAUCAGCAGCAGCAGCCUAUUUUUAUCCACUUUGUCCACUGCAGGAUGAAGACCUCUCCCUGUGAUCUCCAAUUACCCCUGUCUUGCGCUAGCUGAUUCCAACUUGUGCCUGCAAAUUUCGUAAUUUCAUCACCCCACCUAAUUUUUCGCUGUCCUUCACUGUGCUUCUAUUCACUUGGCAUGCAUUCUAUAACUUUAACGGUCCACCAGUUAUCUACUAUACGCGUUACAUGGCCUGCCCAACUCCAUUUUUUCCUCUUAAUGUCAACUAUAAUAUUGGCUAUCCCUGUUCUGAUCCACACCGCUCUCUUCAAGAAGCAUACAGUCCUCCAAAAACAAGCCCCAACAAACAGUGUGGCUACUUCAUUAAAUAGAAUACUUCAUUAAAACAAUAUCUUGUAAAUGUACCAGUUGUGAUACAAAUAAAAUUUGCAUGUUAUAUGUUUUUACGCGGUAGAUGGUUGGAUCGAAAAAAAUUCAGGGGAAAAAAAAAACGCAGAAGAUUGUCGCAGUACAUUGCACUGAACAAUGCUGGUCCCUUUUUGACUGCUCUUGUUACUGAUGAGAGCUAUGGAUCUUGAUCAAUGCUCCAAUCCAGGCCAUCUGAAAAUUUAUCCACACAGUGUAAAUUGUGAAUGCACUUUUAUAUUUUGGUUUUGAUUGGGAGAAGAAAAAAAACCUCCAGUGCUGACAAGUGACUGAUGAAUUUUCAUGUGUGUGUCAAAACAAGAAACCCAAGUCUGCUUGUAAUAAGUGGAACUGGUUUCCCUAGUGCUGAUGCAUAAUGUAGCGCAGUGCUGUCCCAGCUGCUUCAUUUUCCCCCUCCACUAUUCCUUCCUACGAUUAUGCAUUGUCAAAAUAGAGGUCUGCAGCCACACUCCCUGCAGUCCCCCAAUCUCGUGUUUUGUUUUCAGCUUACUUUUCAGUGCAUAAGCAUUCUUCUGCGAGAAGACAUGAUUAAAGAGCACAAAAAAAAAACUGACAUUGCACGAAAGAAAAGGAUAAACACGAGACAAGCGCUUGUCCUGUGUCUACCCUUUAGUGCCGUGCUUGUUUCUUUUUUGCUCUCUUUAAUCAUGUCAAAUCAGUCAUAUUUCUGCAAGAAAUGAAUUCAUACGGAAGUCAGUGCUACCUCCUGUCCAUCUUGCAUCUUUUGCACUCGUUCAUCUUUCCUCUGUAGUUCGAAAUGCGAGUCCCCAGCUAGCUCAGACUUGCGCCUUGCUUUGCAGAGCAAGUGUAGUGAAGGUUUUUGCAGAUGUCAUAACAUGUGUGCUCCUAUCUUUGGCUACUGUCCUACAAGCAGUUAGUGUGCUGUCAUUCUAGGGCGUCGCAUUUGUAUUUACUUGUACACUGACAGUCAAAUUAACCAGUGCUCUCAUUAAGCAUUACCUUGAAUAUUACAAGCAUUCACACCAAAGGCUUUUAUAUACUGCCUGCAAAAUCAACCGUAAAAAAAAAAAAAAAUUGUCCAGGGCCAUAUUUAGCAGGCACUUUCUGGUUUCGUAAUGAGCCAAUGACGCUGAAAUGAUAAGUGUGCUUCAUUUUAGUGCUAGUCAUUUCAUAUAUUCUUAUUCACCUUUGUCAGUCAUACAUACACAUUUUGCCUACGACUUAAAAAUGAUACCUGGGUAAGGGUGCUGUCACUUGCGACCAUUAAGGGCAUGCAUUACUUUUUGAACAGCAAGUUUUUCCAAAGUAUCAUUUCAAGGUGAACUGUACAAUGGUGUUCCUGUAGUACUUGAAGGCCUGCAUUAAAGUUAAAUUGAUUCUUAAUGUGCAGGGUACGAUACAUCUGUACUUCAUCUCAGUAGUUGUGCGCACUUGUGUAAAAGCUGCGAUUGUGGCUUGUGCAAUUAGGAGACGGUUCUGAACACUGCUGUAGUGCCCCAGGUGAAGCCUCAUUGAUGCCUCACCUCCUCUGCAUUCGUCAUGCACGCAAAACCGUAUGGCAUUAAAAAAAUGUAAUUUUCAGAUCACUUGACUGCAGGACUGCUCCGACUACAUGCAACACACCUGUGCCAUGUACCAUAAAUACAGUUGUUCCUUUAACAGUCUGCAACAGUAUUUGUGCAAGGAAAGACCUCCCUACAAAUUCCACUGUUAGGCAACAGUUGCAAGGACAAAAACAUUUUGAAAAAAUCUUAACCAGGGAUCAGUGGAAGUAGCCUUCAGAAGGACAAAAUUUGUAUUCAAGGAUGUAGUGGAUCGUUUCCUGGGCAGAUAAAGAGAUAUUACCUUUACAGACCUUUGGGGGCUUUGAUAGUGCAAAGAGAAAUCUAGAGGGUAAGUACUUGCAGCAAGCCUUGAGAAAUGAAAUAAGUAUAUUGAAAAACGUUCCCUGCUCAGAAGCAAUAUUGAAGACUUGCUUCUUUUGUACUUUUCAAUUGUUAACAGGUGAAGGUUCCAAAAGUCACAUUCACCAUAGCAAAAAUGUUUUUUAGCCAGGGUUGUUAAAAGGGUAAAUAAGGAAGCUGCCAGUGAAUGCUGCACAAAUUUAAUUGUAUAACAGACUGUGGGAAAGAUUAUGAAACAGCACAGUCAGUGGAUAUUGCUUUGUGGAGUUGCAUGGCCAUGACCAGCAAGGUGCAUAUUGAGCUUCAGUGUUGGUCAAUGCUGUUUGAAUUGUCCUUGCAUGUGUUUCCACACAUGUACAUAAUACACUUCACUGUGUUUUGCAGCACCCUACAGGCUGGUGUUGUAUUGAUGUGUGCAAAAUUUGCAAGCACAUGAGCACACCUGGAACAAGGUGCUUGUGAUGUUUCAGGCAUUUGAGAUUGCACAUUGCUUACAUCUGUCAACAGCAGGGGUUUGACAAUUUGUUGCUCGAACUGACUCGCCUGUUAUUGGCAAUGCCAAGCUGGCCACAAGUGAUGUUGCCUCACACAUGCGGCUUGUAGCUAUGUGUCCAAGCUAUGUGAACAAGCCAUAUUCGCAGCAAAAAGAGUGUGCAUGCUCACUAGUUUGUAGCAGACAGUUCCCCUGGGAGCCUUGCUUGUUUUGGUAGUCACGUAUUUUGAAUCCAAAGAUAUUGGUGCUUUAGCAAAGCAAGAUAAACAAUGAAGUGACCUUAAUCAUUGGGUAUGUUUUCCACCAUUCAUUAUGGUUGCACGCUAAACAUGAUCAAAAGGUGUACAGAAAAGGCAGUUUGUGAGCAUAAUGUUCAGUUUGGUUGUGUGUAUUCUGUGCUGCCAUGAGUAACAUUGAAAGGGCAGUAAAUAACAUGUUCAGUUUUUGUGGCUUUAACCAAGGGAACAAUACCAAUGUGUGAUGUCUAAAAAAAAGAAAAUGCCUUCCUGUUUGUGUGGUGUGCAGUGGUGGCUGUAUCUGUAGUUAAUUACUUUAAUACUGCAUAUACAUAUGCUCAAAGGUCUCUUAUGUCUGCUGUUGUUUGCCUUUCAGGGCAUGCAUACCGUGUGUCCAAGUAGAAUGUAAACGAAGGUGGCCAACCAUUUUUACCAAAGAACAACUAGGCCGUCGUAGUGUGCCAUAUGUCACCUGUGUUUGGUUCUGGGUUGCCCUGAACUGAAGCCAAGAGUUUGCAUUCACUUGCUAUAUUUAACAUUCCAUGCACUUUGUUAUCAUUGACAGCAUGAAUACAAGUUUCUGAGCUGCCACAAGCUGCUUUAUGAUCUGCCCGCUGGCAUGUUCAACAGCUAAGGUCAAAAUCGUGAUCAGUGAAUGGUUACUGUAUACAAUCAGGUUUUACAAAUAAAUAUGUUCUGCUACUCGGAGCACAUCCUCUAGGCUUGUGCAGGCUUUCACUGCAACUCUGGAGGCACACAUUUCCCCAAUAUCACUUUAAUCAGUGCAUAAAUACAUUAAACCUUUGAGUAAUCCAUACAAAAAACCUGGGCAGUAGUGGUGAGAGAGAUUCAAUCUGUGCUUCUUCCACAACUCGGCAUUGCUCUCUGACGAGCAUCUUCCAUAUUUAGUGAAAUUAAUUUCCUGGUUUGUCACCAACCUAUGAAAACAUGUAGACUCCCCCAAGAUAUAAAAUCCAGCCAGUCAUUGCUGUCAUUGUACCAUGGUCAGUUUUUGGUAGGUUGAGAACAAACCAGAACAUUGCCAUCAAAAAACUGUUUAUUAAAGAAAAAUGACCAUGGUACCAAUACACAGGGAUUCAAGAGCAAAUAAACUGUUUCCUUUAAAAUUGACAAAAAAAUUGAGUACCGAGUUCAAGUUGAUAUUGACCAAUUCUUCCUCAAGAGCAGCCUUUGGCAAGCUUUUGUAUUCCGAGUUUACACGUUAGUCUCCCUCACAGUGACACUACACAGUAGCUGAGAGGGUUUCAAUCUAGGGUACUAGGAUGCCAUGGGUGUCAAAGUUUGCAGCUAGCCACCAUUCAGUCACGUAGCUGUUUGGCAGGAUGCAAAGCAAUCGCGCAGGGCUGAAACCGUCUCCUAGAGCUGCUUGGUAAUGGCCAUUGUUCACUUUCGAAGCUCUUGCACACGAUGGCCUGCUUCAAGCAAUGUGAUUCUGCUGCUUCUUUAGUCAGAGAGGACACAUUGCCAUUAGAAGUCAUGAUGGCUUUUCUGGCCUUGAACACAAAAAACCUUGUCACAUUGAGAAAGGUCGUGAUCUUACAACUCUCCAUGGGCAGUGGCUAAGGCGACUAAAACUGCAUGCUUUCUUCAUUCCCUACUACCCUGCCCCUUGGGUCAGAAUGGAAACCGCUACAUUGGAACAAAUAUGCUAGACAGGUGACAGAGGGGUUGACAAAGACUAAGUGAGGCAACUAGACAGACAUCAUGUGAAAGUUAUCUGAAGCUGUGUUCUCAAAUACCUCGCACACACCCUCGUAAACCAUUUUCAAUCAUUUACCAUCAGCCAGACUGUUUCACCAACUGUUGUGAACCAAAGGAUAGCUUUUCCUCAGAAAUGCACUAAGUUGUGUUCAUAUGUGCGCUCAUGAUUCAUACUUGCAUUUUCCGGUACACUCUACUUGUGUUCAGUCAAACUAGUUCAACAAAAUAUGGUCCAAUACAGAAUUGCAAGCUGCUAUGUGAACACAAAGGAUGUUUAAAGUUUCUGGAUUGGCAGCCACUGCAGCUUUUUAUCAGCAGAAGUGAAGCCAGUGCGUGCCUGUACUUCACCUUUGAAAGAGAGCCAGGCCAGCCAAAGCCUGUUUACAGCUCAAGUGCUUUUGAUCUGGUAAUGUAAAUGCUAGACUAAUUAGAAAAUAAAACUCGUUUCUGGCUAAAGUAUUGUCUUUGGUUGAGGACCCAUAAAAUUUGCCAAAAUGUUCAGGUUGCAUCCUAAAACCAGUGACACAAAGGUAUGCAUCCAGCAGGAUCUGGAUGGCAACAUUGACGAUUUUAAACUCUCGGGAAGUGAGAUGAAAGCACUUUCUAUUCUCCACUAUUCGGAAAUGUUUUUCCAUGCCCAUGGUAAGAUUCCGGCAGUCUGGCUUCCCUUUCAGGACAUCAUGUCCACUCCGAAAGAUCUCAAGAAAAGGGGAAAAGAGAGAGGGGGGGAAGAGAGAACCUCCUUCAUGGACACAUGCCCCAUCACAUUUAAACAGAUAUACGACUUGCACAGUGUAUGCAUCAGUGGUGCCAUUUUGUAGCGAAGGCCAUCAACACAUACAGCAGCCUGAAUAUCAAAUGUGGGCACACUGAGUCUUCAAGCCAUUUGAAUGUAUAUCUCGCCAGAUAUUCUUGGUCGCACUGCUCUGCCCUGGGGAGCCAAAAAGUUUAAAAUUAAAGGUAAUUAGCUAUAAUUCUGACGUGAAUUAAAGUUCUUAUAUCGCAAGCCAACUGUAUUCAAAAGGUGUUUAUUCUCAAUGUCAACUUCACUUGAUCUAUACUACAUUCCCUUUCUCACACAGUGUUCCUUCCAGAAGAAACAUGCAUCAGUGGCCACAGACAACCUAACAAGUAUUCAGCACGCUGAUUGAACAUAAUACAGAUAGCUCAAACAUUCAAACACAAAAAGCACUUGAAAUUUGUUCAGUUUUGUUAAGCAUGUCACUAGUGGUAUCUUGUGUACUGUAUAGGUUUGCUCUGCCAUUUAUUCGAACUUACUGAAAGUGAAGCAAAACCGAAAAAUGUGCUUAGCACAUCAGGUGUUUCAUGGUAGUUGCAUAUGGCAUGUUUAUGGAAAUGCAACAUCCUUCACAAGUUUUAAUUAAUGUGAGCCUAGUGCAGCUGUUGCAUGUUAACACGUAGCCUACUAGGCUGGUCUAGCAUAUUUAAACAAAAUUUGAACUGAAAUGCAAAUAUGACUUGUUUCAAGAACUUGUAGUAAUGUUAGCCUAGUGCAGUUAUUAGACACACAAGGAGUGUACUAGAUUGAAAAUCGUCUCUCCAGCAUGCCAGUAGCAAAAACAUUCCCCAAUUUGGUUUUACAACUGAACGCUACAGUGCAGCCUGCUUUUAGUGCACCAAAACUGCAAGUUUGACUAGACCUUGAACUUGACUUUGCUUCAGGGCAGCCCAGGACAAAGGAGAGCUUAGACACUGUGUAUAAAGCAUGCUAGUGGAAGGCAUCUGCCUUUCAUUUUAUGAACUGAGCCUGAAAGAACUGUACGGUCGCUAGGUAGUUGGGUCUCCAUGUUCUUUGCUUCACAAAAAAAGGUUGUUGCUCCAGUUAGCAUGUGCGUUGUUAGAUUCUAUGUUUAGAUCACUUUUGACAGCAUCAUGCCAGACAAUGCAAUUUGAGUGUUGUAAGCCUACAAGAAAGCUUUUGAUGUGUGUAUUGCCUAGUGUCAGGGCCAGGGCUGUGGAGCUGUCUACAGAGUUUCAAUCAUUUUGGAGUGGUUCUGCCCUUACAAGGUUGGGAAGCUGGGAAUGAUGUGAACAAAACUGGCAAAAAUUAGUCUUCAAUUGCUGAAAUAAUUGCUUUAAUUGUUAAAGGAAUGGUGGUGAAAAGCCCAUGAAAUUGAAGGUUGCAGUCCACAGCCCUGGUUAGCAGAUUGGCAUAGAUCUGCAUGCAUAUACUACACUGGCUACUGCACUUAGGCCAGACGUUUUGGUGCGACAGGUGUGCCGCCCUCAGGCCAGUCCUUUUAUUCAUGAGCUGUGUGUAAAAGAAAUCCCCAAUUGGAACCCUGAUGGUGCUGCAUUGCACGAGGAAUAGCUACUGCUACAUUAAGCUGCAUUCACACGACAUUGCAAAUCAUGAUUUGAGCUUGCGGAUGGCGUAUCAUAUGAUCAUACGUCGCCCGUUCCCGCAGUGUUCCCUCGAUCCGUAAUGCAGUGGAAAGCCAAAUCACUGUUCAGAUUUUCGGCUCAGUCACAUUUGCUCUGUCGCCCAUGCUUCUGGGAGCGAGAGAACGGUUGCUCCGUCCGCACUGUCACCCUUUGUCGUGUGAAUGCUAGCUGUGAAGUGAUCCGAAGCAUGACUGAUUCGUCUGCGAUCACGUCAGUCGUGUGAAGCCAGCUUUAAGAACCACUGUACCAGUGUGUGUGUGUGCCAUCAUGCACGCUGGGGUUUGUGUGCUCCAAGUGUGUUGUCCACAUGGCUGUGUGUUGUCUUCCACACCUGAGUUUCACUGUUGCAAAGGGCAAUCCCAAGAUAACCAUGAGGCUAAACUUACCACCAACUGCCCCUUACCAGCAGAUUGCAGUUCACAAUGAACAUGAUUGGGCUCCUCAGACUGCAGUGCAGCAGUUUGGUGUCCCUGCUGGGUAGCUCAUUAGUGCAGGGUUGUGUCAAUGCUGCCCAAAAUUGGCUAGUCCACUGCUUGCACAGCCUUCAGAAGCGUUGCACGGUAUGUUCCUGUCAUGGGCACAUAUGUCUAUUUUCUGUAUUCCACUAUAAAGUGACAAAACAUGGUGUGAAAUAAAAGCUGGCUUUUAUAUGCA